Messenger RNA from Symbiodinium sp. CCMP2456, 909 nucleotides. Lineage: Eukaryota; Dinophyceae; Suessiales; Symbiodiniaceae. The record is from the annotation of a GenBank genome assembly.
GUGCAGGUCAAACGGAUGCCCAGGAAGCCCAUCAAGGAAGAGAAGGCAUCCCCCUCGCCGAUGAGGAAGCGGGCUCCGUUGCAAAGACGACCAGUGCAGGUCAAGCGGAUGCCUCGCAAGCCUGCGCCGACAGAAGAGAUGCAGGAGGCGUUGGAAAAGGAAGCCGCCGAUGCACUCAAGGCCGUCGAGGUCGCUGUCCAGUUGGUCGAGCAGUACAAGAAAGAGUUGAACUCCGCCCGUCUGGCAGCCGAGGGCAACCAACAGGACCUCCUGGUGAGAGUCGCGCAACAGGCUUACGACCUCGCCAUGAAGGACAAGCAGUGGUCGGCAAGCAGUUUGCAGGAGAUCAUGGAGAAGCUGAAGCAAGCGAAGCAGCUUUCAGCGCUCAAAACCGAGAGCGAAGACGGCGAAGCACCGACGGUUCCAGUGAAGGAGGAGAUUCCGGACCACAUUCGCAGCAGGCUCGAGCCUCAGCUGUCCAGAAGGGUCAUCCUCAAGGCGAGAAAGCGUCUUCGACGAAUGUACAGCGACGACGAGUUCUCGGCUGAUGCAUCCAGCAAACGUCGAAGGAGGGCUUCACCGGAGAGGUGUUGUGCACGCCAGAUAUAUCUGCUGAGGGAGGCACAGAGAAGCUCCAACGAUUGGGAUCCGUCGUACCACAAUGCGGACGAGGUCCACAAAAAGUGGGGGCACUUGCUGCGGCUGGAGUCGCCGGACAGGCUCAUCUUCACCCACCAUCAGGUCUCCAAGACUUUCAGGAAUGGGCCUCACAGAGGGCAGCCCCUGCAGCGUUUGCUCUCCGAUCUGGAGGGGGGCGUCCUGGAAGCCCAGGACCUCACAGCCCUGGUAGGCCGGGUUGUGUUCGGGGUAUUCGUGGGCUUUAGACAUAGACUCAGGCGGAGGUUUUAA